Pisolithus orientalis is the source of this 961-nucleotide messenger RNA. RefSeq names its product nucleophile aminohydrolase. The transcript has 9 exons. The record is from RefSeq and is a predicted model, not a curated record. NCBI's taxonomy places the organism in Eukaryota, Fungi, Basidiomycota, Agaricomycetes, Boletales, Pisolithaceae. Gene Ontology annotation, biological process: ubiquitin-dependent protein catabolic process. Gene Ontology annotation, cellular component: proteasome core complex; proteasome core complex, alpha-subunit complex; nucleus. The coding region runs from base 93 to 905 and encodes 270 amino acids.
AUGAAUCGGAUUACAUAAGCAGCGUACGCGUCCCAUUUGUAGACGACCAUCCCACAUAAUAACUUAUCUCCCACUUCGACGACUACGAAACUAUGUCAAGGUCUUAUGAUCGCGCAUUGACUGUCUUCUCCCCCGAUGGUCACUUGUUCCAGGUCGAAUAUGCAUUAGAAGCUGUCAGAAAGGGAACAUGUGCCGUUGGUGUGCGAGGCAAGAACGUGGCAGUCCUCGGUGUCGAGAAGAAAUCCGUUCUCCAAUUGCAAGAUCCACGUACCGUCCGUAAAGUCGUUAUGCUGGAUGAUCACGUUUGCCUAGCAUUUGCUGGUCUUACCGCCGAUGGUCGCGUUCUGAUCGACAAGGCGCGUGUAGAAUGCCAAAGCCAUCGCCUGACUGUAGAAGAUCCCGUAACAAUUGAAUACAUAACGAGACAUAUUGCUGGCAUCCAGCAGAAAUACACACAAUCAGGUGGCGUUCGCCCAUUUGGUAUAUCAACACUGAUCAUUGGAUUCGAUCCCCACGACACGCGGCCAAGACUCUAUCAGACGGAACCAAGUGGUAUUUACAGUGCAUGGAAGGCUAAUGCUAUCGGCAGGUCAUCCAAAACUGUCCGUGAAUUCUUGGAGAAGAACUACAAGGAAGAUAUGACGCGUGAAGAAAGUAUUAAAUUGACCGUGAAGAGUCUUCUCGAAGUGGUUCAGACAGGCGCCAAGAACAUCGAGAUCAGUGUAAUGGAAAGUUACGGCAAAGUCACAAAUUUGGAGCUGUCAGAAAUUGAAGCCAUUGUAGCUGAAAUCGAACGAGAGAAAGAGGCCGACGCUGAGAGAAAGCGUUCACGCUUGGCGGCCACCGCGGCUGGACAAGCCGCAAUGGCGACGAGGGCGGAUGCAGGACAGUCAUCAGGGCAGUGAAUAUGGCACUAUAUAUCUUGUACCGAUUUCUAUUGACGAGGUGGAGUACGCCGAUG